UCAGGUAUGACUCUGCCCCUUUUUGUUCUUCGCCAUUUCAGGGUCCGUGCAUCCGCAUCGGCAGGGAGAGUGAGCCAGGCUGAAGUGAGUGUUGUCCUGCGUCUGUCGCAAAAGGCUCCGUUUGUCGGUGGAGUUACACCAUUCCCUUUUCAACACACGCACCUCACAACUCUUUUCUUUUCUUUUCACCUUUCACACAGCUCUUGCUCUUGGUCGUCGUCUUCCUUCACGCAACCACGCAGAGCACGACAGCAUGGCGACUACCAACCCCAAUCCCCCUACCUCCCAGUGCGCAGUCUGCAAAGUACCAACAUCCAAGCACUGCAAGCGUUGCGCUGAAGGGGUCGAUGUCGAUGGCGCUCUGGCUCAGACCUUCUACUGCUCCAUCACCUGCCAGACCGCCGACUUCCCCACGCACAAAGCAGUCUGCCGCAGUGCCAACGAUCGCAAACAGCUCUACCGCGGCGGUGAGCUCCUUCAGAAGGUCUUCUACGCUUUUCGUGAGGUUGCGUUCGAUCUCGAGAUUUGUGAUAUCAAGAAGACGGGAAAUGACAUCCACUUUUACGACCCGGCGACGGGACUCAAGAAAGGCCCUCUCUUUCCAUUCCCCAACAACGACUCGCUCACCACCGAUGACAAGCAUGCCAUCCUGACGUUCUCAGCCUGCGGCGACGGAUUAGCUUAUAUGCAUGAGCUCAUCGAAAAGGUCAUGGAAGGAAUUGGGAGCACCACUCAACCCCUGACGGAAAUCAUUACCAACAUGAAAGGCACCAAACGCACAGUGUGGCACCACGGUCUCAACGGCGUGAGCCACAACAAUCAAACCAUCACCCACCAGUUCCUCCAGGCACAGCUCAAGAACGGAGAGAGGUACGCAAUCGACAUGAGCGGAGCGCAGUACGGCCUAUACAGCGCGGUGGCCCCCAUGCAAAAGUACUUGGACCAGCACAUCGAUCUCCGCCGCUUCUCCAUUCGUGCGUUUGGAGAAGCAAAGGAAGACAUCAAAAAGUUGGUAGACCCGUCUUUGGCCAAGCCAGGUUUCGAUCAGCGGAUGUGUGUCAUGCACAUACUUGCUGCACAGGCCAUGAAUUCGGCGGUCGAAAUGUGGGAAUCCACAGGACAUUCAGUGGUCGCGUUGUUGAAGGACACGCGGGCGAAUUUUGAGAUCGGCACAGAAGCCCUCGUGGAGGCUGUCACUAUGCGUGUGGAUGGGCACAUCAAAUACCUGCAGACGAGGGAAGCGGACAUGUGGGAGGUGGUGAAAGUCCCCAAAGCUCCCGGCAAAGGUACACACAACUCCGACAUCCCUGUUCUCGUAGCAGAUGCGGCUGAGGCGACCGACGUGGACCCCGCAGCAACAGCCAAGGAGCAGUGGGCGAAGGGCCCGGGGGACAUGAUCCAUUCGCUCGUCAGCCAAUUCGAAGGGGCCAACAUCACCUGUUACUCGGCGGACGGGCAGGGCGGAGUUGUCAGGUUCGACGUUCAUUAGAAGCAGGUGAUUGGACAUUCAAGAUGUGCUUCGCUGGCAGGGUUGGGAGACGGUGUGAUAUCGCAGACGAAUGGCGAGCAGCCCAG
Neohortaea acidophila is the source of this 1575-nucleotide messenger RNA. RefSeq lists its product as uncharacterized. Lineage: Eukaryota; Fungi; Ascomycota; Dothideomycetes; Mycosphaerellales; Teratosphaeriaceae. The record is from RefSeq and is a predicted model, not a curated record. Bases 254 to 1489 code for a protein of 411 amino acids. The transcript has 2 exons.